UAAUAAAAUUCUGGGGUUCCCAUGUUUUGAGGAGUUCUAAAUGAACUAAAUAUUUAAAACAGAGUAAAGAAAAAAAUAAUAAUGCUGGUAAAUAAAUGCUGAUCUAAAUCGUUGUUUGUUUUCCUUUCCUCAAAUAAAAGUGAGUAAAUCGGUUCAUCAGUUGUUCGAAAACAUUUCACUCUACUCGGCCAUUUCAUAAUCAGUCGUACAGUGCAUAAUAACUCUUGAUAGAAGCUAUUUCAUAUCAGUUGGCGACACGACUUUGGUGUUAUCUGGUGUACCGAAUAAAGCUAGGUAUUGCAAACAAAUCAGUCGCUUUCAAAUCACAGAACAAUCCAUUAAUAUGGCUUUUCCCUUGAAAAUAACACUAAUCAUUGUUUUAGGAGCUUUAUUUAGUAGGGUGGUCUUUGCCGAACUUGAAAAGGGACUUAGCUUGGAAACUUUCGCACGUGUUGCUUUUUACAAGUAUAUGUCUUUGAUCUCGAGAUCGUCACAAGGUCCGGCGAACAAGUUCGAUUUCCAGCAGGAGUUCCUGAACUUUGUGAAAGAUCUACAAGAUGGUGUUUUAUUUGAAAAUUUAAACAGCAAGGAAGGAAAGAGAAAUUGUACUGAACUUCUGGGUUCGCCGUUCACUGGUACGGAUGUUUUAUGCGAAGCUUUCGAUCAGUGUAUCAGUGCAACAGAUCUUUUCAAAAUGGUGCCCAAUUCUACGGAGUCCCUGAGCGAGGCAAUAAUUCAGUUGUGUCCAGUCCUCCUUUUACAGCAGCGAACCAAAGAAUGUGAUGCUGGAAAAGUUAAUUCUUCUCGACCUUCCACCGCAGCUAUCUGGGGCUUUGGAAUCCUUUUCGUUACCCUGAUUAGUUGCUGUGCGCUCGGAGGAAUGAUCCUUCUGCCUCUAAUGAACAAUCACUUGUACCAUAACUUUAUCACACUAUUUGAAGGGUUAGCAGUGGGAAGUUUAGUAAGCAGCGCCGUCUUUCAUCUCAUUCCGCAGUCUUUCGGAAUUCUUAAAAAUGAUCCUCACCAUUCCUACUUGUGGAGAGCUUUGAUCAUCUUCUGUGGAAUUUAUCUUUUUUUCCUUACUGAAAGAUUCAUGAAGUUCAUCAACAAAGCCAAAACAAAACGAAAAGUGAAGAAAUCAACGACUCGUGGAAUGGAAUCUAAUAUAAAUACGUCAGUGACCACAUCAGACAGUGUUACAGCUUUCGGUGGUAAUAUAGCGACGGUUGCGGUAUCUAACGUCAAUAUCAAGAGUAUAAACUCUGUGGACCCUGAAAACUCCGAAGUUGUAAUUAAAGAAAAAAACAAUGGAAUUUUGGGAAAUGAAAAUAUAUUGGAUCAUCACCACGACCAUCAUAUCCACACUGAGGAGGGUAGAGUUAUCGGAACCAUAGCUUGGAUGAUCAUCUUUGGGGAUGGAUUACAUAACUUUAUAGACGGACUUUCUAUCGGAGCAGCUUUCACUGACAGUAUCCUCUCAGGCAUUAGUAUAUCUGUAGCAGUAUUCUGUGAAGAGUUGCCUCAUGAACUAGGAGAUUUUGCCAUUCUUCUGAGUGCGGGAAUGACUAUGCGUCAGGCUGUGUUUUAUAAUUUUCUCUCCGCGUGCACCUGCUAUCUCGGGCUUCUCUUUGGAAUCCUCUUGGGUGAUUUCACGGAAGGAACACCUCACAUCUUUGCUCUUGCUGGCGGAAUGUUUUUAUAUAUCUCUUUAGUAGACAUGAUAGGUGAACUGAACGAGACUAUGGAGAAGGUCGAAAAAGAGGGCGUAAAAGCGUCUUUGAAAAUUUUUCUUCUACAGAACAUUGGAAUUAUAACAGGAGUUGUUGCUUUAUUCAUUAUGGCAAUGUAUAGUGAAAAAAUAAGUUUCAAUAAUGCUGAAUAGUUCGUGUGUCAAGUAAUGCUAGAGGUUUUCGGUCUAAAUUACGAUGAAAAAUAUAAAAGAAUACUCUUGUAUUUAAUUACUGAGGUCGAGAAAUUUCACCAGCAAGAGUUAAAAUAUGCUGAGAACAUGGGUAUCAAAAUUACUUGAAUUACCUUUAUUUCUCUUCACUUGUUCUUAUAUCAAAUAUCCAGAUCUAUUUAUCUUCUUAAUUGCAUUCUUAGUAUAGUGAUCGUAUUGACUAUUGUAUUAGUAUCUGACAGUUCUUCACACAGAAUAGAUAAUUUGAAGUCUCUAUUCCAUUGGUAUUUAAUACGUGAAUGUAAUAAAAAUGAUAACUAUAAUUAAAAUUAGAAAAAAAAAAAUGCUUGAAAUCCGUCAUUGUUUCGCUCGUUACGUUUUCAGGUUAAUGUACUCCUGAGGGGAGUAAAUAGCAACACAAAACACAGCAUUUUUUAAUGUUUCUCUUUAAACGCAAUUAGGUAUACAAGAGAGUCAAAUGUUUAUGGAGUGUUUAUGAGGGUAACUGUUUAAGUUAAUGACGAAAUGGUAGAUAAUUGUCUCUAAAACCUUGCACCUUUAAACGACGACAGUAUGUUUCUGCUUUGUUGACGAAAAUAAACGGAUAUAUUAUUGUUGUUUUUUUUUAGCACAAAGCUGUACAAUGAGAUAUCUACAAUCUGUCUUCCGCGGGGAAUCGAACUCGGAAUUUAUCGUUAUAGGUCAAUAAAUUUACCGCUGACCCACCGGGGACAAACGGAUGCGUAAAUCAUAGACUGACCACUAAAGAAAAAAUCCUAAUAAAUAUGAGAAGACAGAUUGUUUUUACCUUGUUGACGAGAAUGAAUGAAUAUGUAACUUACAGAUAGCUAAUUGUCUAUAAAACCUGAGAUGUCUGACAUGAUGAAAAAGACUUACGUAUUGUUGAGAAGAGCUAAUGAUUACUGAAAUGGUAGGAUGAAAGCAGGUUCUCACUGACUUUUUCUAUCAUGAUAGAGUGUUUUAAUUGAUAUUGAAAUUAAAAUAUUAAUGCAAUUAUAUCUAGUCGAUAUAGAAAUUUGUUGUCACAUGGUUGUUUAUAUCUGUUCUAUUCAAAAACCUGGAAUCAUACAAAUAUGUUAUUUUAAUAACUUGUUACAUCUUUUCGUAACGAAACACAAACUAAUUAAUAUCGGGCAUCAAUGUACUGCUUGGUCCCCGAUAAUGGCUCUGGUAAGAGGGCCGACAGCUCGCAAGUACAAGAAAAUUAUUUUAACAUAGAGAAAGGUACGUGUAUAAUUCUACAUGAUAACAUUUUUUAUUGAUUCAACAUUCAUGGUAUUGUAAGAAAUUAGGAUGUUCUUUAUAUUGGUAAAGAAUUUGAUAUAGCUCGAAAAAAUAGCACAUAUCUGGUCAUGCUAUUAGUGUUAUUACUUAAUGUGAAAUAAUGUUUCGCCUUUGUUUAUCGUCGUUUUGUAUUCCCAAUACUGUUUGAAUUAAUGAGGAUUUUGAUUGUCUAGAUAACAUGUAAUACUAUUCAAAGUAGUUUAUUGUUAUUUCAUUUUCCAUUGUGUUGUUUAAUUUUUAUUUUUGUGAAUCUGAACUUUAUAUAUGCGCUAUAUAUAUUUAAUUCACAGUGUUUUCCACGUUAGUAAGUUUUGGUGAACAUGCGUUAUAUUUAGUUACAGUUUAUUUUUUAUUAUUUAACAUGUUUCUUUGGAGUUAUGUCGAUGGAAAAAGAACCUCUCUCAUUUGAAGAAUUCUGCUUUGUUGAUCAAUUAUAACUUUAAAAAUAUAAUACUGUCGAUAAACAAAUUCACCAUAAUACUGUUAAAUAAGUGAAAAUUAUCUUGUGAAGAAG
Messenger RNA from Limulus polyphemus (Atlantic horseshoe crab), 3719 nucleotides. RefSeq names its product zinc transporter ZIP8-like. Bases 344 to 1882 code for a protein of 512 amino acids. Gene Ontology annotation, molecular function: zinc ion transmembrane transporter activity. Gene Ontology annotation, biological process: zinc ion import across plasma membrane; intracellular zinc ion homeostasis. The transcript is spliced from 8 exons. The record is from RefSeq and is a predicted model, not a curated record. Lineage: Eukaryota; Metazoa; Arthropoda; Merostomata; Xiphosura; Limulidae. Gene Ontology annotation, cellular component: membrane.